Suillus subalutaceus is the source of this 609-nucleotide messenger RNA. RefSeq lists its product as uncharacterized. The coding region runs from base 1 to 609 and encodes 202 amino acids. The transcript has 3 exons. Lineage: Eukaryota; Fungi; Basidiomycota; Agaricomycetes; Boletales; Suillaceae. The record is from RefSeq and is a predicted model, not a curated record.
AUGCUACACUCUGGUGUCUCACCUCAUAUCUUUGAUCCUUACAAGGAAAAGGUCAACCCAGGUCAUCUCUAUGUCCGUCAACCCCACGACGCCAUCCAGAUCAUCCAGCUCGUAGAGGCUUCACCUCCUCCACGUCGUGACAUCGACUCAACCUCAUAUGGCUUCUCCUCUGGAUCCUCAUAUCCCUCUACAUCAGACUCAGAAGACGAGGAGGAUUGCUCAUCAUAUUGUUCCUCUUUUGUUACCCCUCCCCAUCCUUCCCAGGACAGAGAACCUGUCGUUUGGACAGAUGAUACAUAUGAUGUUCGCAUGAAGCGCAUACAUAAUUGGAGGGAUAAUUCGAUAAAAGCAAUGAGCGCUUCAGCCGCAGAGCACCGCUCACCAUCACUAAAACGAAAGUUGAAUCAAAAUCAGACUGAUGAUGAUCUUGUCUCGCACACCCCAAAAAGAUCACGCUCGCGGGAUCCCCAUAACGCAUCCAGAUUGCUCGGCCAUUCAUGUACUGCGUGCGAUACCCCCUUCCCAUCGAGACAAAGCCUGCGACAACAUGGUCGCACCCCUUAUAUAUCUGAGGCUUGUCGGAUAGCGGUCGAAUACAAUUUCGAAUAA